Molecule: messenger RNA, 1731 nt
Organism: Pomacea canaliculata
Lineage: Eukaryota; Metazoa; Mollusca; Gastropoda; Architaenioglossa; Ampullariidae
Product: charged multivesicular body protein 7-like
Exons: 10
Coding region: 15-1412 (465 amino acids)
Biological process (GO): late endosome to vacuole transport via multivesicular body sorting pathway; vesicle budding from membrane
Cellular component (GO): multivesicular body
Source: RefSeq, a predicted model, not a curated record
CAGACGUCACGCUUAUGUCAUCGUACGUCACUUCCGGCGAUAGACCCUGCUUUUCCGAACUAAACAGUAACGAAAGUAGACAUUUCUUUACCAAAAAGCUGUUGGCAGGUAUGGAAUCGGCAUCUUUUAGAUUAUCGUCUGACUGGCUAGACGACCAGAAGGCAGCGGUAUUAUUUUCUCCAUUUCGAGAUAAGGCUUUGAAUCCUCAUUCAUGGGACAAGAAAAUGAACUUUUGGAUAAGUGCUGUUUGGGAGUGCAUUCUGGUAAAGAAUAAAUUCGUUUGGAAUCUGCAAGGACUGACUGAGUGCUUUGAGAGAAAAGGAAAGAUCCCAAAAUGUCUUGAUUCUGUAAUCGCAGAAAUGAUCAAAAUGGGAAAACUGAAGAGGAUGACAGAAUUCGAGAAACAAAGCAGUUCUUGGACAGCAUGGGGCUACGACACAUUUCUGAAAAGGCCUCUUUUGUGGGGCUUAUCAAAAGUUUUUUCUAGUUCUUCACUUGCAGAAAGUGAUACUUUUGUGAUCCCUGAAUUGAUUAAGAAAAGGUCAAUUGAGGUUAUGGAGCUUCACUACAGUCAAGUGCAGCAUGCAACAACUGACAAUAUUGUAGAACUGACUACGUUUAGGAAACAGUGUGAAAAAAUACUUGAAGAUGAUACUGAAUUUGAAAUGGUUAUCAAGUACUUACAAGUCAACAAGCAAGUUCUGAUAAUGAAGGAGAAGGAUGGAACACUGAUUGUCAAGUUUAGCCAUCAGUUAAACUCUAAGGUGAUUCCAUUUGAAGAAAUAGAGCUUAACAUAUUCAGGAUCCAAAAAGUUCUGAGGCAGUUGGAGCAUCAAAUAGAGACACUCUCUCAGCAGUCUGACAUAUACAGAUUAGAAGCGAAGAAGCUCGUGAAGGAGAAGAAGAAGACCCUGGCAUUGCAUCAAUUAAGGAAGCAUCGUACACUGCUUCGUCAGAUUGAAAAAAAAUCAGCGUGUGCAAAUUCCUUACAUGCUAUCAUGCACAAAAUUGAAGAAGCAUCCUCAAAUGAAUUGGUGGUAAAAGCAUAUGAAAGUGGUCUAAAUGCCAUUCUUCAUGCAACUGGUAAUCUGACCAUUGAGAAAGUGGACAAAGUUUUGGAUGAUCUUCAGCUGGUUCUUGAAGAUCAAGAAGAGAUUAACCAAGCUAUUUCAGGUGUGGGACUGCCAGGAUCAGAUGUUAGCCAGGAUGAUCUUGAACGUGAACUGAACAGUUUAUUAGCAGAGUCAAAUGCUGUCAAAGAAAAUGUAUCUGAUGAUAUAAUGGAACCGAGUCAGAAUAUUGAAGAUCUUUUGGAGAACAUAGCUACAUUCUCCUUGAGUGAUCUUCCUGAAGUUCCUAGUGGUUCACCUGGCAAAUCCAAAAUGUCAUAUGAUGCUCUCACUGCUACAUAAAUCUCAGCUAUAUGAAUGUGAUUAUCAUUAUUAUAAAUGUCAGAAUCAUCUAUAUUUUUUUUAUUUAGUUGGGUAUGACUCUGGUCAUUUAGAACUAUCGAGGAUGAUGUGCAAGGCUAUUCAUGUUUGUGUAUAUUAGAAAAAAAAAGGACUCAGCAGAUCUGAAAUUAGGGGCAGAAAUCAUAUUUGUUGUCAGAGUGAAUGACAUAGUGUAAAUGACAUGAGUAAAACAUGUAAUUUUUUUGAAGAAGUGGACAGAACUUUAAAUGUUCUUUGCCUGAGCAUCACUACAGGAAAUAAAAGUCUUCAAACAUGGACA